Molecule: messenger RNA, 2754 nt
Organism: Morchella importuna
Lineage: Eukaryota; Fungi; Ascomycota; Pezizomycetes; Pezizales; Morchellaceae
Exons: 3
Coding region: 1-2754 (917 amino acids)
Biological process (GO): leucyl-tRNA aminoacylation; mitochondrial translation
Cellular component (GO): mitochondrion
Molecular function (GO): aminoacyl-tRNA deacylase activity; ATP binding; leucine-tRNA ligase activity
Source: RefSeq, a predicted model, not a curated record
AUGGGCGGCCGCCUCCCCUUCACCCUGCUCGCGGCCCCGCGCCCAGCACUGCGCUGCCUGCACCACCCCCGAGCGCUGCUCACACCCCUCCUCCACCGCCCCAACACCACCUCCACCCGCACCCCCAGUCCAAAACUCGACUUCCCCGCCCUGGACGCCAAAUGGCGGUCCCACCUCCAACACCCUCCCCCUCCUUCCACCUCCGAGGACAAAAAGAAAUUCUACAUCCUCUCCAUGUUCCCCUACCCCUCGGGCACACUGCACAUGGGCCAUCUGCGCGUCUACACAAUCUCCGACACGCUCUCGCGCUUCCGCCGCAUGCAGGGCCGCCACGUGCUGCACCCCAUGGGCUGGGACGCCUUCGGCCUGCCCGCCGAGAACGCGGCCAUCGAGCGCGGCGUCGACGCCAGGCUGUGGACGGAGCAGAAUAUCGCCGCGAUGAAGAGGCAGUUUGAGGGCAUGGGCGUGGCGUUUGAUUGGGGGAGAGAACUCACGACCUGCAGCCCCGACUACUACACGCACACGCAGCGCCUCUUCCUCAAACUCCACGCCGCAGGCCUCGCCUACCGCGCCGAGUCCCUCGUCAACUGGGACCCCGUCGACCAGACCGUACUCGCAAACGAACAAGUCUCUGCCACCGGCCACUCCUGGCGCUCCGGCGCCCUGGUCGAGCAGAAACUGCUCAAGCAGUGGUUCCUCAAGAUCACAGCCUACCAAGAGUCGCUGCUCGACGACCUCGACGUCCUCAAAGACCUCUGGCCGGAGCGGGUCCGCGCGCAGCAGCGAAACUGGAUCGGCCGCAGCCGCGGCGCAGAGGUCCGCUUCCCCGUCGCGGUCGACGGCGCAGCCGAGCAGACAGUGCAGGUGUUUACAACACGGGUGGACACGCUUCACGGCGCGCAGUACCUCGCGCUGUCGACCUCGCACCCGCUCGUGCAGCGCCUCGCCGCGACCAACGCGGCGCUGGCGCGGUUCGUAAAGGCCGCAGAGGAGAGCAAGGCCGCCUCGCCGGACGGGAAAGCAAAGCACGGGUUCCGUCUCCCGGGCGUAACGGCCACGAACCCGCUCCUCCCUGGGGCGCCGCCGCUACCAGUGUUUGCGGCCGAGUAUGUGCUCGAUGGGUAUGGCGAAGGCGCGGUCAUGGGUGUGCCCGGCCACGACGUCCGCGAUGCAGCGUUCUGGGCGCAGAACUGUCCGGGGGAGGGGGUCAAGACCGUUAUCCUCCCUCCGGCCGGUGCUGCUGGCGCGGAGGUGUUUACGGCGCACGGGGUCCUGUCGGGGGACUGCGGUGAGUUUGCUGGUAUGGCCUCGGCGGAGGCGCAGAAGGCGAUUGUGGACCGGCUGGGGGAGAAGUGGGCGAAUGAGAAGACACAGUGGCGGCUGAGGGAUUGGCUGGUGAGUCGGCAGCGGUAUUGGGGGACGCCGAUCCCGAUGGUGCAUUGUGAUGCUUGUGGGGUUGUGCCGGUGAAGGAGGAGGAUCUGCCCGUGCGGCUACCGGAGGGGGUGGAUAUCAAGGGGAGGGGAGGGAGUCCAUUGGCGGCAGUGGAGGAAUGGGUUAAUACGACGUGCCCGACCUGUGGUGGGAAGGCGAAGAGGGAUACGGAUACGAUGGAUACGUUUGUGGAUAGUAGUUGGUAUUAUAUGCGUUUUGUGGACCCGCAUAAUGAGAAAGAACUCUUCUCUAAAGAAUCCACCUCCCUCCUCCCCGUCGACCUCUACAUCGGCGGCGUCGAACACGCAAUCCUGCACCUCCUCUACUCCCGCUUCAUCGCCAAAUUCCUGCACUCCUCCGGCCACUGGCCGUCCGGCGGCGGCGCCGCCAACGCCGCCGAACCCUUCCGCAAGCUCAUCACGCAGGGCAUGGUCCACGGCCGCACCUACACGCACCCGUCCACGGGCAAGUUCCUCACGCCGUCCGACCUAGCCGCCGACGGCACCAUCGCCGGCACAGACGGCGUGCAGCCAACCGUCACGUACGAGAAGAUGUCCAAGAGCAAGCACAACGGCGUUGAUCCUGCUGCCACGAUUGCAACGUAUGGCGCGGAUGCGACGAGGGCGCAUGUGUUGUUCCAAGCGGCGGUCGAGGACGUGCUGGAGUGGGACGAGCACAGGAUUGUGGGCAUACAGCGGUGGUUUGGGAGGGUGUGGGGGCUGGUCUCCACCACUGCUGCUGCUGGUGAAGUGCCGAGCGACCCGGAUGCAGCAGUGGUGGCAGAGACGACGGCGGAGAAGCGACUGUGGAGGGAGGUGCAGGUGACGCUGAAGGAGGUGACGUCCUCAUUUUCAGAGACGUACGCGCUGAACACGGUCAUCAGCACGCUGACGAAGCUGACCAACACGCUGCACGGCCUAAAGCCCGGUGCGGGCGUCGGCGCGGGCGUGCGGUAUAGGGCGCUCGAGACGCUGGUGCACAUGAUGGCGCCUGUUGCGCCGGCGUUUGCGAGCGAGUGCUGGGCGGUGCUGCGGCCGGGGGCGGCGCCGGUGCUGCAGCGGGGGUGGCCGGCCGUUGAUGUGGCGGCGCUGGAGGGCGUGGUGGAGGAGCGUGUGAGGUGUGCGGUGCAGGUGGACGGGAAGGUGAGGCUUGUGAUGGAGGUGGAGGCGGAGAGGAUGGCGGCGGAGGGGGCGGCGGAGUAUGUGUUGGAGAGGUUUCUGGGUACGAGGGAGGGGGGGAAGUGGGUUGGGGGACGGGAGAGGGUGGUGAAGAGUGUGGUGGCGGGAGGGGGGAGGGUGGUCAAUUUUGUGGUGGGGAAGUAG